AUGUCAUUUGUUAUAAGAAGUGCCGCAAGGUCUGCUCUUAAGGCUUCAUGUGUCAAAACCUCUGUGAUAAAAGCAACAUCAUUAUGCGCAAGAUUUAAUUCGACAGCUGCAGCCAAACCAGAAGUUGCCGCAAAGGCCCAGACCGAAUCGAAAAAAGCGGAUGAGCCAAUAGAUCCAAAAAUUGAGCAAAUUGUUGAUUCUAUUGCCAAGUUGUCGUUGAUGGAGACAUCUUCGUUGAUAAAAGCACUAAAGAGCAAGCUAGACAUUCCAGAUAUGGCUUUCCCUGUGGCUGGUGCCGUUGGUGGCGGUGCAUCUCCAGCUGCUGCUGAUGCAGGUGCAGAAGAAGCCAAAGAAAAACCAAAGGAGAAGACAAUUUUCAACUUGAAACUAGAAUCGUUUGAUGCCAAGUCGAAGGCUAAAGUUAUCAAGGAGGUGAAGUCAGAAUUGGGAUUGUCGCUUAUUAAGGCAAAGAAGUUGGUUGAGAGUGCACCAAAGGUCAUCAAAGAGAAUAUGUCUAAGGACGAUGCCGAAAAGUUUAAGAAGACUUUGGAAAAACUUGGCGCUAAGGUCACAUUGGAGUGA
This is a messenger RNA of Brettanomyces bruxellensis, 582 nucleotides long. RefSeq lists its product as uncharacterized. Gene Ontology annotation, molecular function: structural constituent of ribosome. Gene Ontology annotation, biological process: translation. The transcript has a single exon. Lineage: Eukaryota; Fungi; Ascomycota; Pichiomycetes; Pichiales; Pichiaceae. The record is from RefSeq and is a predicted model, not a curated record. The coding region runs from base 1 to 582 and encodes 193 amino acids. Gene Ontology annotation, cellular component: ribosome.